This is a messenger RNA of Tetrahymena thermophila SB210, 2232 nucleotides long. RefSeq lists its product as hypothetical. The record is from RefSeq and is a predicted model, not a curated record. Lineage: Eukaryota; Ciliophora; Oligohymenophorea; Hymenostomatida; Tetrahymenidae. The transcript has 2 exons.
AUGUCUUUAGAUCUAAGUAACUAUUCCUAAAUGUAGUAGUAUUACAUUUAGAAAAAACUACCUGAAUUCUCUUCUAUCCCUUAACACCCUAAAUAAAUUAAGAAUCAUCAGUAUUACAAUGAUAACACAAAUAUUUGGAAUAAUAGAGCACAAACUGCAAAUAAAAACUAUGCAUUUUACCAUUAGUAGAUAGAUCAAGGAAAACCCAUAAUUUAAAAAAUGAAGGAUAAAGAAGUUGUGGAUCGCUUGAUUCAAGAAGAGUGCAGAAAGGAUUUUAUUAUCACUUAAAAAUAGAUAGAUAGACAAAGACUUUAAUCUCGUAAAUAAGAGAGGUUAGCUCUUCAAUUAGAAAGUAUGCAAGAUAUUGUUAAUAAAGAUGGGAAAGAGAUAAAUUCUUUUUUAGAGCUUACAACUCAUCCUUCAAAUAUAAAUUCUAUGAGCAUUAAUAACAUGGUUUAUGUGAAAAGUAGUGCAUAGUAGAAUUAGAAUCCUUUAUUAGGAAGAGCUCCUUAUCAGUGGAAUAAGCUGAAUUAAACGUCAGAAAAGUAUAUCAAAUAAGCUAUAAAUCCUAAAAUUAUUUAAAAAGAUGAAGAAGCCGUUCACAGCAUAGCUAAUCGUAUUUAAUAAGAUAACGAAGUGGAUAUACUAAAAUAGUAAAGCUUCUCCAAAAUUCAUUUACAAACCCGCUAAAUGUUUCUCUAACAACACUAAAAAAAUGUAGAUUUUGAAAAGAAAUGUGGCUUAAUUCCACAAGAAAAACCUAUAGUAAUAAUUCAAUCUAAGAUUAACAAACAAACACUUGCCCCUUUGGCUAAAAAAUUGGUUAGCAGCAUGAGUGCAAAAUAACUGGUUGUCAGGUCACCUAAUUUAAAUGAGGGUUACAACUAAGAAUAUUAAAUAGAAAAAGUUAAUUAAUAAUAAGCAUUUUCUUCAGAAUAAGAUUUGAUUAAAGAAAAUUAAAAUUAAAGAUAAAAUAUUGCAACUCCUGAAACUCUUAGAGAAGAUGCUUAAAAUAGUGCAAGAAAAAAUGUUUAUGUUCAAUAGAAAUCUCCAAACAAGUCUCAACCCAUCCAAAUUAUGCUCAACUAAAAUACAAAUGAUAUACAUAAAAAUCUAUAAUACUCAACUUUACCGUAUUAAGAAGAAACAGAAAACAGGUAAAACGACAGUAUAAUUAUCUAAUAUAAUGAUAAAAAUAAUCAAUAAACAAAACAGUAAGUAGAUCAAAUAAAUUUUGGUGAUGAAAAAGAAUAAAUUGCAUUAAAAAAUAGAAGAAAAUCUUCAAUGGCGAAGGAGAGCGAUUAAUCUGAGAUUCACUCAAUAUUAAAAAUGAAUGUGCAGAAUAUGGCAGUAAAUGCUAAAUCGUAACGUGCAGGAUCAUUUUACUAAGAACAAAAACAGUUAAAUAAUAAUAAAAAUGUAGGUAAUUAAAUCGAUUAAUUUGCCACUGAUAGAGAAUUUUUGACAAGUGCAGAAUCCCAUAAUAAAAAAUAAGUAAAUUUCUAAGCAAAUGUAAAUUAAGUUGUUUAGAUAGAUAACCAAAGAGAAACUCAUAAUAAUGUUGUUUUUGCUUAAAAAAAUCUUGAUGAUAUCUAACAACCUGCAAACAAUUACAAAACAAGAAGAAUAGAUGAAUUGGCAUAACCUAAAGUGGAAUUCGCUCCUAAAGAAUUUUUAGAUAGAUCAGAAUAUAAAGGAUUGCUUACAACUGAAUUAAAUAAUGUAAACGUUAAUUCAGAUACUGAAUUCGCUAGAAUGAUGAUGCUAAAUAGUUAAAUCGUUAAUAGUCAUAUCAAUAACUCAUAAAGACCAUCCACUCGCUAAAGCAAAAUAUCUCGAAUUACUUAAACAAACACAAAUACGUUCUCAUUUGUGCGUCCAUCUACAACAGCUAGUGGCACCAGAUCAAUAAUUUAUAAAAACCCUUAAAAUAUUUCCACAUCUAAUCUACAAGCUAAUGAUUUUUAUUUUGCUUCUUCAAGUGUUCCCUAUAAUAGCUGUGUAAACAGCACAAGUAACAAAAUUCAUUCUACAAAAGAUAUCCACAAAAUGAAUGCCGAAUCCACCCUUCUUAUUGACCAAAAAAAUGAGUUACUUUCAGAAAUUAAUAACUUUGAAAAGAAAUAUUAAUUCGUUAAAGAAAAUCGGGUAGGAUUUUCUAAAUCUAAUUUGAUGAAAUUUUAAUAGAAGGAGACUUUUAUGAGUGCAAAAUCUGCUCUAGGUUAAAAAUGA